AUGAUAGAGAACCCAACUUUCUUUACUUUGAAUUUCAUCGUGCGUAACGAUAACAGAUACAGCACUAGUGCUGGUGUUGGAGGCAGAAGAGCCUGUUACCAGUGUGAUGAUGAUUUCGGUCAUCUUGCUAGAGAUUGCAGCUGUGCUGGCAAUGGCGGUAGUGGCGGCAGCGGUACAUGCUACAGUUGCGGCGGAAGAGGAGCAAACGGCUGGGGCUACUUUAAGUGCAGCGAGUUCGGCCACAUGGUGAGGGAUUGCAGUGGAGGCGGUGGCGGCGGUGGCGGUAAUAGCGGUGAUUGCUAUAGCUGUGGUGAGGUUGGUCACUUGGCCAGGGAUUGUAAUAGAAAAGGUGGUUCGGUGCUGGUGGAAACGGUGGAAAGAGCACGUGCUUCAAUUGUGGGAAGUCUGGGCAUUUUUUUACUUUGCAGAGGGUUUCGACGGUGA
Messenger RNA from Arachis ipaensis, 444 nucleotides. The record is from RefSeq and is a predicted model, not a curated record. Lineage: Eukaryota; Viridiplantae; Streptophyta; Magnoliopsida; Fabales; Fabaceae.